Colletotrichum chrysophilum is the source of this 372-nucleotide messenger RNA. RefSeq lists its product as uncharacterized. Lineage: Eukaryota; Fungi; Ascomycota; Sordariomycetes; Glomerellales; Glomerellaceae. The transcript is spliced from 2 exons. Gene Ontology annotation, cellular component: fungal-type vacuole membrane. Gene Ontology annotation, molecular function: oligopeptide transmembrane transporter activity. The record is from RefSeq and is a predicted model, not a curated record. The coding region runs from base 1 to 372 and encodes 123 amino acids.
AUGGUGCGUCGCAGAGCUUCGGUUUUGCCUGACAACUAUGCGGAGGAAGACGAUGCAGACGCACCACCUGAGCAACAGAUUAGCAAUCGUCUGGUCUCAGUGGGGCUUGUUCUAUCUGUUCUUCUUUGCAUCAUGACGAUCCAUAUUGUCUUUGGCGAUCUUGUCCCGCUUUAUGCGACCAUUGUUGCUGUUCUCAUGGCCCUUCUGCUCAGCAUUAUGGGCGGUGCUCUACAAGCCGGGGACCUCAUGCAGGACUUGAAGACAGGCCAUCUUCUCGGUGCCGCACCUAAUGCUCAGUUUUGGGGGCAGGUUAUUGGCGCAACGGCUGGUGCUGUCGUGAGCGCUCUUGUCUACCAAUUAUACGCGGCGUGA